AUCAAAACGAGUCGCCGUAACGAUAAAGCGUUUGUCCAAGCUCAGUAUAGGCGCAAAUGUCGAAGUAAACCGUAGUGAUCCGGGAUUCCAUUCUCUGUCCAGCAGGUAAACUCGAGGCGAGUUGUUUCAGUUACCUGCCACUUUACAAUCCACUCUUACAAUUCUUGCUAAUUAUACCAUUAUAGCUCCGAAAAAUGGCAUCGCUGACGCCGAUGUUGAGCAAGGACGUGCCUGAUAUUGAAAAUAUAUUAAACAUCAAUCCAAAGUCCAAAAUUCAUGCAAAUUUCGUACCGUCGGUGCACACCAAACAGAACAAGGCACACUGGAAAAGAAACAUUCAUGAAAAAUGUGAUAGUUGCGUGCCUCUGACAAAAAACUUUGACGACAUCAAACACACUACCUUGAGCGAACGCGGAGCUUUAAGGGAAGCAGCACGUUGUUUAAAAUGUGUCGAUGCACCUUGCCAAAAAUCAUGUCCCACGCAACUGGACAUCAAAUCCUUCAUCACUUCAAUCUCCAAUAAGAAUUAUUAUGGCGCAGCUAAGGCGAUCCUGUCCGACAAUCCUCUCGGUCUUACUUGCGGCAUGGUCUGUCCAACUAGCGACCUUUGCGUUGGCGGAUGUAAUCUUUAUGCGACCGAGGAAGGACCUAUUAACAUUGGCGGACUUCAACACUUUGCGAUGGAUGUUUUCAAGCAAAUGAAUAUUCCUCAGAUCAGAAUACCCAAUCAAACAGUACCUCAUGCAAGCACGAAAAUUGCUCUGCUUGGUUGUGGACCAGCUUCUCUCUCGUGUGCGACAUUUCUUGCUCGACUCGGUUACAAUGAUAUUACGAUCUUCGAAAGAGAAAAGUAUGUCGGCGGAUUAAGCUCUUCCGAAAUACCGCAAUAUAGACUCCCGUAUGAUGUUGUUAGUUUUGAAGUCAACCUCGUCAAAGAUUUAGGAGUGAAGAUCGAAUUGGGAAGGUCACUGUCUGAAAAUGAUUUGACAAUACAGGGUCUUCAAGACUCUGGAUACAAAGCGAUUUUUUUAGGUAUCGGAUUACCUGAGCCGAAAAGUAUAUCAAUCUUCGAAAACCUGACGCCGGAAAUGGGCUUCUUCACCUCAAAAAGUUUUCUGCCCGUUGUCGCGAAAGGCAGCAAGCCGGGGAUGUGCGCUUGUAAGAGUAACCAGGAACUCCCAUCUCUUCGAGGCAACGUGAUCGUUCUCGGUGCAGGAGAUACUGCUUUCGAUUGCGCCACUUCCGCUCUGCGAUGUGGUGCUAAGAGAAUCUUCGUUGUUUUCCGAAAAGGCUUCACCAACGUACGAGCUGUUCCGGAAGAGAUGGAUCUGGCAAAAGAAGAAAAAUGUGAAUUUAUACCUUUCCAAUCGCCAAAACGAGUUAUCCUUCGUAAUAAGAGGAUCGCCGCGAUCGAAUUUUACAGGACCGAACAGAAUGAAAAUGGCGAAUGGAUAGAAGACGAAGAGCAAAAGGUCGUUUUGAAGGCGGAUUUCAUAAUUUCGGCUUUCGGUUCAGGACUGUACGACUCUGCUGUGAAGCGUGCCAUGGCACCGGUUAAAAUGAACGGAUGGGACCUGCCGGAUGUAGACGAGACGACAAUGAUGACCUCGGUACCAGGUGUGUUCUGUGGAGGCGACCUUGCGGGUGUUGCCCAGACGACCGUGGAAUCCGUGAAUGAUGGAAAGACAGCUGCAUGGUACAUUCACAAAUACAUACAGGAAUUGUACGGUUCAACGGUACCGGAAACCCCGCAGUUACCGAAGUUUCAUACUGCCGUUGAUGAUGUUGACAUCAGUGUUGAAGUAUGCGGGAUCAAAUUCGAGAAUCCUUUCGGUCUUGCUUCUGCGCCACCUUGUACCUCCAGUGCGAUGAUCCGGCGAGCUUUUGAGGCCGGCUGGGCCUUCGCUAUCACAAAAACCUUCGCCUUGGACAAGGAUCUCGUCAUCAAUGUAUCGCCACGCAUCGUCAAAGGCACGACAUCUCGUCAUCAUUACGGACCCGAGCAGGGCAGCUUCCUGAACAUCGAAUUGAUAUCCGAGAAAACCGCCGAUUACUGGUGCGGCAGUAUUACUGAACUGAAACGAGACUUCCCCACAAAGAUCGUUAUUGCGAGUAUUAUGUGCACGUAUAACAAGGCUGAUUGGACGGAAUUGGCGAGAAAAGUGGAAGCAGCUGGUUCUGACGGCUUGGAAUUAAAUCUAUCGUGCCCGCAUGGUAUGGGCGAAUCAGGAAUGGGUCUGGCUUGUGGACAGGAUCCUAAACUGGUUAGAGACAUCUCCAGAUGGGUUCGUGAAGCCGUCAAGAUACCGUUUUUCAUCAAAUUGACACCAAACAUCACCGAUAUUCUUUCUAUCGCCAAGGCAGCUUACGAGGGCAAGGCCGAUGGCGUUACCGCCAUUAACACGGUAUCAGGAUUAAUGGGAUUGCAAGCCGAUGCGACUCCAUGGCCGGCGGUCGGCCUUAAUAAAUUCACAACGUAUGGUGGAGUGUCAGGAAACGCCAUUAGACCCCAAGCCCUGAGAGCUAUUUCAAGGAUCUCAAAGCAUCUUCCGGGAUUUCCAAUACUCGGUAGCGGCGGCAUCGACUCAGCCGAAGUCGCGCUGCAGUUCUUGCAUUGCGGUGCAUCAGUCGUCCAGAUCUGUAGCGCCGUUCAAAAUCAAGACUUUACACUGAUAGACGAUUAUGUGACCGGCUUAAAAGCGUUAUUAUAUCUAAAGAGCUUGGCGCAGGUGAAGGAUUGGGAUGGUCAGAGUCCACCGACGUUGAAACAUCAGAAAGGCAAACCUGUUUCCUUGCAACAUCCCCUUGGCAAAAACGUACCGUAUUUCGGCGUGUAUCAAAAGCUGCGCGAGCAGAAGAUAGCCGAGCUGAAAAUGCACUCGAAUCCCUUGGAUGAGGUCGUCAAGGUAAUGCGACCGGCUCCAGGACCAAUCGCACCGAUACCUACUGUCAAGGAUGUGACCGGCAAAGCGUUACUUUAUAUCGGCAACUUUAAGGAUUCAGAUGACAAGAAACAAGUGGUCGCCUUGAUCGACGAUGACAUGUGUAUAAAUUGCGGCAAAUGCUACAUGGCUUGCUCGGAUUCCGGAUAUCAAGCAAUCACCUUCGACCCCGACACUCACAUCCCAAAAGUGACGGACGACUGCACCGGGUGUACGCUUUGCUUAUCGGUCUGUCCGAUUAUCGACUGCAUCACUAUGGUCCCAAAAACGAUUCCACAUGUAAUUAAAAGAGGUGUGCCGCCGAAAAAUACGAUUAAAAUUCAUUGAACAAAUCCACGUUCUUAUCCAAAGAGAAUUAUGAUGGCAUCAUUCUGCGUACAAACAUUUGAUUACUGAAUGCUCGUUAACAUCAUUAACAGGUAAAGAGAAAAUAUUAUGUAUAUAUAGUAUACAUAUAAUGGAAUAAACGAUAGAUCAGCCAUCA
Messenger RNA from Temnothorax curvispinosus, 3426 nucleotides. RefSeq names its product dihydropyrimidine dehydrogenase [NADP(+)] (gene su(r)). The record is from RefSeq and is a predicted model, not a curated record. The coding region runs from base 195 to 3269 and encodes 1024 amino acids. The transcript has 16 exons. Gene Ontology annotation, molecular function: dihydropyrimidine dehydrogenase (NADP+) activity; NADP binding; uracil binding. Gene Ontology annotation, biological process: thymine catabolic process; uracil catabolic process; 'de novo' pyrimidine nucleobase biosynthetic process. Gene Ontology annotation, cellular component: cytoplasm; cytosol. NCBI's taxonomy places the organism in Eukaryota, Metazoa, Arthropoda, Insecta, Hymenoptera, Formicidae.